Molecule: messenger RNA, 2309 nt
Organism: Pyrus x bretschneideri (Chinese white pear)
Lineage: Eukaryota; Viridiplantae; Streptophyta; Magnoliopsida; Rosales; Rosaceae
Product: pentatricopeptide repeat-containing protein At4g19191, mitochondrial
Exons: 1
Coding region: 318-2255 (645 amino acids)
Biological process (GO): RNA modification
Molecular function (GO): RNA binding; protein binding
Source: RefSeq, a predicted model, not a curated record
AGUAAACUGAUCAGCCAAUAUAUAUUAAACCACCCUCUUUAUUCCAGCCCAUAAUUUAUCUUCCAAUAAUUUAUGUGCUCCACUCGAAAUGCAUUUGCUCUUUUGAGUUAUAAUACUUUUAUUUCAUGUCCUCCAUCGGUUAUAAUACAAAUUAUAUUAAAGCCAACUAGUUGAACAUCUCUCUUGUCUGCUAAAUCUUAUAAUGGCAUGAUGUCUACUUGGCUUGAUCUUUUGUUUGACUAAUUUGCAGGCAGUUGCUUGAUCUGGGCGUCGCGAUUCAGACGACGAAGGGGCGAAGGGGCGAGGGCAAUGAUUUAAUGGUCCUCCUUUCAAAACCGUCAAAGAAUAUUGGUGGUGUGUUUGAGUGGAACUCCGCCAUAAGAGAAUGUGUGAAGCAAAAUCGUUCCCAGAAAGCCCUCCUCCUCUUUCGCCAAAUGAAACAAAAUGGUCUGGAAGCUGACAACUUCACCUUCCCCUUGCUUGCCAAAGCGUCUACCAAUCUGUGCAGCCUCAGAUCCUCCCAAAUCAUUCACUCCAAUGUCCUCAAGUCGCCGUUCCGGUCCGAUCUCUAUGUGCAAACAGCAAUGCUUGACAUGUACGUCAAGUGCCAACAACUCACUGAUGCCUGCCUUCUGUUCGACAGAAUUCCCGUCAGAGACGUGGCUUCCUGGAACGUGAUGGUUCUCGGUUUUGCGCAAUCCGGGUUUCUUGAUAAAGUGUUGGGUUUGUUCCGUGACAUGAGGUUUGACGGAAUUCUGCCGGAUACUGUCACGGUUAUGGGGUUGACUCGAGCAAGUUUGGAUACGAAAAAUUUGGCAUUGGUGAAGUCCGUGCACGCGUUUGGGAUUCGAAUUGGGAUAGAUGGAGAUGUGUCAAUGGCCAACACUUGGAUUUCUGCCUAUGCCAAGUGCGAGGACUUGAGUUCCGCCAUGGCUGUAUUUAAUGGGGUUGAGAUUGGUGUGAGGACUGUUGUGUCUUGGAACUCAUUGAUAGCAGGAUAUGGAAGCUUAGAAAAGCUUGUCAAUGCUCUAAGUUUUUACAAAUGGAUGUUGUGUGAUGGAUAUAGGCCCGAUACAAGCACUAUCGUAAGCCUCCUUUCUUCGUGCAUUCAGCCUGAUAAACUGUUCCAAGGCGCACUCAUUCAUUGUCAUGGAAUUAAACUGGGCUGUGAUUCUGAUAUUUUUGUUGUCAAUGCCCUUAUAUCUAUGUAUUCCAGAUGCGGUGAUAUUUUGUCUUCUCGAUUUUUAUUUGAUGGCAUGACUGAUAGGACUUGUGUUUCAUGGACUGCUAUUAUCAGUGGGUAUGCUGAGAGUAGGGAUUUGGACGAGGCGCUAAGGUUGUUUCAUGCUAUGGAAGUUGCUGGCGUGAAACCUGAUGUGGUUACCGUCCUUUCACUGGUUUCAGGCUGCGGCCUAACAGGAGCACUUGAGCUUGGAAAAUGGAUUCAUCAAUAUGCCUUUUCUAAUGGGUUAAGAGACAAUAUAGUGGUCUGCAAUGCAUUAAUAGACAUGUAUGCAAAAUGUGGAAAUAUUAUUAGUGCUCGAGAGCUCUUCAAUGUCUUGCCAGUGAGAACUGUUGUUUCCUGGACAACAAUGAUCACAGGGUGUGCUUUGAAUGGCGAGUACAAAGAAGCUCUGGACCUUUUCAGUCUGAUGGUGGAGUUUGGAUUGAAACCAAACCACAUGACGUUUCUUGCCAUUCUUCAAGCUUGCACUCAUGCAGGGUUGCUUGAGAAAGGAUUGGAGCUCUUUCACAUGAUGAGAGAAGUUUACAACAUAUAUCCCGGGGUAGACCAUUAUUCCUGUAUCGCUGACCUUCUUGGACGUAAAGGGAGGUUAAAAGAAGCAGUGGAGCUUGUUGAAAGUAUGCCAGUGAAACCAGAUGCUGGCAUAUGGAGUGCAUUGCUUAGUGCUUGCAAGAUUCAUCACAACGUAGAGAUGGGUGAAUACGCUUGUGGUCGUCUAUUUGAGUUGGAGCCCGACCUCAAGGGGGCAGUUCCAUUCGUGGAGAUGGCUAACAUAUAUGCAUCGAAGAGAAGGUGGGAUGAAGUGGCUGCAGUAAGAAGAGCGAUGAAGAUUAACAAAGUGAAAAAAUUUCCGGGACAAAGCCUUGUUCAUGUAAAUGGGAAGCCUCAUGUGUUUACAGUCGAAGAUCGGGGUCAUCUUGACAGCUUACUUUUAUAUGCAACGUUAGAUAGUUUGAGUUUGCAGUCGAAAGAAGAAUACUGGCCAUAUUUGGAGGAUUUUGUGACAUGAUCAAUAUUUGGAUUGGUAAUUUCUUGAAUUAUAAUUGGUUAUGAACUUGUCAUA